Molecule: messenger RNA, 936 nt
Organism: Acomys russatus (golden spiny mouse)
Lineage: Eukaryota; Metazoa; Chordata; Mammalia; Rodentia; Muridae
Product: taste receptor type 2 member 103-like
Exons: 1
Coding region: 1-936 (311 amino acids)
Biological process (GO): detection of chemical stimulus involved in sensory perception of bitter taste; sensory perception of taste; G protein-coupled receptor signaling pathway
Cellular component (GO): membrane
Molecular function (GO): bitter taste receptor activity; G protein-coupled receptor activity
Source: RefSeq, a predicted model, not a curated record
AUGUUGGAGACAUUGAAGGGUAUCCUAACUAUCAUAUUGAUAACUAUUGUAAACGUGGAGUUUAUUAUAGGAAUUUUAGGAAAUGCAUUCAUGGCUGUGGUGAACAUCAUAGACUGGUUGAAAAGUGGAAAGAUCUCUGCAGUGGAUAAGAUCCACAUUGCUCUUGCAUUCUCCAGAACUGUUCAUAUGUUGUUACUAAUCCUAAGUUUUUCAAUAGUUUUAUUCAGACAAGAUUCAUUGCAAAUGAAAAUAGCCAUAAGAAUGCACAGUAAUUCCUGGACAGUGACCAAUCAUUUCAACGUCUGGUUUGCUACAUGCCUCAGCAUCUUUUACUUUCUCAAAAUAGCCAAUUUCUCAAACUCCACUUUUCUGGCUCUCAAACGGAAUGUAAACAAAGUGGUUUCAGUGACACUGGUGGUGUCUCUGAUAAUCUUGCUUAUAAACAUUAUAUUCAUAAACAUAAUCGUUGAUAGUCUUGAAGAAAGCAUACUCCAAAGGUCUAGUUCAAAUAAUACUGUAAAAGUUCAGAGCCUUCUUUUACUUAACACUAUGUUCACACUGAUACCAUUUGCUGCCUCCCUGACAAUGCUUCUCCUGCUCGUCCUCUCCCUGUGGAGACAUCUGAAGAACAUGAAUCACAGUGCCACAGGCUCCAGAGAUGUCAGUACUGUGGCCCACAUUAAGUCCCUGAAAACUGUAUUCACCUUCCUGCUAUUAUAUACUGUUUUUGUUAUGUCAUUUCUUUUACAGUCUUUGGCUUUUAGCUCUAAACAUAGAAAUAUUAUUAUUUUGUUUUUAUGGAGUAUAGAAACAGCUUUUCCGUCAGGUCACUCAUGUGCUCUGAUUCUGGGAAACAGUAAACUGAGGCAAGCCUUUCUUUCUGUAUUAUGGUGGGUGAGGCGUAAGUGCAAAUGUACAGAGAAUUGGGCUCCCUAA